Molecule: messenger RNA, 1275 nt
Organism: Neurospora tetraspora
Lineage: Eukaryota; Fungi; Ascomycota; Sordariomycetes; Sordariales; Sordariaceae
Exons: 2
Coding region: 472-1179 (235 amino acids)
Source: RefSeq, a predicted model, not a curated record
CGGACGUACCUUGAGACAACCAUGAAGCUUGUGCCGGAGCCGCGGUCCUCACAAUAUUAGUCCGUUAGACCAACUCACUAGGACCAACGGAUCAUCGACGGCCUAGUCCAUCUUUUUCCCCUUUUUACCCUUUAGGUUCCCAUCACAGUUCUGUUUUUUUUUCCUGUGCUGUCUCUGCAUGCUUCAACUGAUCAGCGAAAUCCACCAAGCAUUCGAGCGAAUAGUGUUGAGGCCCUGAGUUCUCUGAAGCCGUCGUCGAGGUGUUUGGCCCCGCCGCGGAGCUUCACACAGCAAAUCCGGCUCCGGCAAGUGUUUAUCGCCGUAUCGCUCUCGGUGGACACCACAAACUCGCUGGAGCACACACAACUGCCGUGGACCUCAUCAACACAUUUUCCCUCGUUCAAUGAGAGCGCCGCGGCCGCAGAUCGAGGCGGCGCAUAUCAUUCCGCCAGCGCGCCAGUUCCCGCAAAGAUGCCGUAUUUUUCGAUGUUGAGGAGGACGCCCCGGAGGCGGAACUCGGAAUUCGCCAAGCCGGCAGACGCCACCGUUGUCACCGUUACCGAAGAUGUCUUGGGGGGAACAGGGAAUGCUGUUGCUGAAGGAUUGGGGUUGGGGGGAGGAAGGGGGGGAGGGGGACAUGGAGGCGGCGGCCGAUUUGGGGGGCUUGGCUUGGGGUUGACAUUCAACAACAGCGACAAAACAAACAACAACACCAGCACUUCCACUUUCAACAGCAACGAGAGUUCACGACGGACUUCGAUUGACGGAAAUGACAAUGGACGGGAUAUCCAGACGACAACGAAUGAGAAGAAGAAGGAGAGGCGCGGGUCGAGACGAGAGCUCUUUCUGCAGGACAUCCGCAGUCGACUAUGCGGGAAGCUGCCACCCUCCUCCAACAAUACCUCGUCUCCUUCCUCAGGCACAUCGACCCCUCACCAGGAAAGUCCCAAAGUUCCGCGGGGAAGAGCUGCAUCACAGCCUCCAAUCCCGAUCUCUCAAUACCGGGAAGGAGGAGAAGGACGAGGAGGGGAACAGAGAGGGGAAAGACAAGGCAUGGGAACCAUUCGAGAAGCUGUAAGUAAAACACUUGCCCUCAUUAUCAUUCAGUCAAGUUCAGAUUCUUAUUCAAACCUCUUUUUCUCUUUCAGUGGUGCUGCAUCCAAACUCCUCCUCCACUAACACUCCGAUCACCAACAACCUCAACAGUUCCAUCACCAAUUUUAGAGAUCUACACGCCAAAGUCACCAUCGGCGCACACGCCAUUAUCACCACGCU